Messenger RNA from Knipowitschia caucasica, 564 nucleotides. The record is from the annotation of a GenBank genome assembly. NCBI's taxonomy places the organism in Eukaryota, Metazoa, Chordata, Actinopteri, Gobiiformes, Gobiidae.
AUGUUUCUACAAUCUGCUCUUUGUUCGGAGGAUCCUGACGUGCCAUACAACAUAAACUGUCCUGCACUGUUGGGGCAGAGCCUGGGCAGAGCCUGGGCAGAGCCUGGGCAGAGCCUGGGCAGAGCCUGGGCAGAGCCUGGGCAGAGCUUGGGCAGAGCCUGGGCAGAGCCUGGUCAGAGCCUGGGCAGAGCCUGGGCAGAGCCUGGGCAGAGCCUGGGCAGAGCCUGGGCAGAGCUUGGGCAGAGCCUGGGCAGAGCCUGGUCAGAGCCUGGGCAGAGCCUGGGCAGAGCCUGGGCAGAGCUUGGGCAGAGCCUGGGCAGAGCCUGGUCAGAGCCUGGGCAGAGCCUGGGCAGAGCCUGGGCAGAGCCUGGGCAGAGCCUGGGCAGAGCUUGGGCAGAGCCUGGGCAGAGCCUGGGCAGAGCCUGGGCAGAGCCUGGGCAGAGCCUGGGCAGAGCCUGGGCAGAGCCUGGGCAGAGCCUGGGCAGAGCCUGUGACGGGCCUCGAUCCCAGGACCCGCAGCCUCACCUCAGAUACUUAUUCAGUGUCUAUCACCUCCGCGGCUGA